Molecule: messenger RNA, 511 nt
Organism: Acanthoscelides obtectus
Lineage: Eukaryota; Metazoa; Arthropoda; Insecta; Coleoptera; Chrysomelidae
Source: the annotation of a GenBank genome assembly
AUGAGUCUUGGCGUUAUCCGGCAAGAAUAUCACUUUCUUCCGAUUGAUCAAAGAAGGCUGUUUCUGGAUGAGUGCUGCCUGUACUCAUUGAAGCUGCUCACAAUAUAAGUUAGCAGUGAUGGUUUGACCCCUUUCGAAAACUCAUAAUGGACAAUUCCAGUUGCUGUCCACCAAACACACAACAAAACCUUGUUUGGGUGCAAGGAAGCCUUGGGCGUGUGUGGUACCGAAUCAGUAGGCGACAACCAAUGAUACGAAUGCUUCGAAUUCGAAUACAAGAUCCAUUUUUCGUCGCAAGUAAAUAACCGAUUAAGAAAUGGUUCAUUAGCGUUGCGUCAAAUGUUUUCUGAACAAAUGGUAAGACGACAUAAUUUCUGAUGAAGAUGCAAACGAAUAGCUUCAGGACUCAGUCUGAACGUUUCUGCAAAUUCUUCGCACGUUGUCCUGGAAUUUGCGUCCACAACCUGUCGAAGAUCCACGUUGUUCAUGAUUGUUGGUCUCCCUAAGCGUG